GCUUCAAAAGCAUUCUCACGCGCAGACGAGCACUUUAUUUUUCAUCAAGUUUUUUUUGUGUUGUUUUGAAGCCGCUUUGAAUGAUAAACACAUAUUUUUGCUGUAAACUUUUUUAAUGGUUUCUAAACUCAUGGGACAACCAAAACAAGAAAGCCUCAUGAUUUGGGGGAAGGUUUGAUGUCAGCAAUGCCUAGAAAAGAGCCAAAGAUGUUUGUCUUGCUCUAUGUUACAAGUUUUGCCAUUUGUGCGAGUGGACAACCUCGGGGUAAUCAGUUCAAAGGAGACAGCUACUCCCCAAGAUAUAUCUGUAGCAUUCCUGGCUUACCUGGACCUCCAGGCCCCCCUGGAGCAAAUGGCUCCCCUGGGCCCCAUGGUCGGAUCGGCCUUCCAGGACGAGAUGGUAGAGACGGCAGGAAAGGAGAGAAAGGUGAAAAGGGGGCUGCAGGUUUGAGAGGUAAGACUGGACCACUGGGCCUUGCUGGAGAGAAAGGGGACCAAGGAGAGACUGGAAAGAAAGGACCCAUGGGACCUGAGGGAGAGAGAGGAGAAGUAGGUCCUGUUGGGCCUCCUGGACCAAAAGGAGACAGAGGAGAGCAAGGGGACCCAGGGCUGCCUGGUGUUUGUAGAUGUGGAAGCAUCGUGCUCAAAUCUGCCUUUUCUGUUGGCAUCACAACCAGCUACCCAGAAGAAAGGUUACCAAUUAUAUUUAACAAGGUCCUCUUCAAUGAGGGAGAGCACUACAACCCUGCAACAGGGAAGUUCAUCUGUGCUUUCCCAGGGAUCUAUUACUUUUCUUAUGAUAUCACAUUGGCAAAUAAGCAUCUGGCAAUUGGGCUGGUACACAAUGGGCAGUACCGGAUAAAGACCUUUGACGCCAACACAGGAAACCAUGACGUGGCUUCAGGGUCCACAGUCGUCUAUCUGCAGCCAGAAGAUGAAGUCUGGCUGGAGAUCUUCUUCACUGACCAGAAUGGCCUCUUCUCAGACCCAGGUUGGGCAGACAGCUUGUUCUCUGGAUUUCUUCUAUAUGUUGACACAGAUUAUCUAGAUUCCAUAUCAGAAGAUGACGAGUUCUGAUGAGGACUGCUGGUCUGAAUGUCCCAAGAUCCUUGUGGCAGACACAUUGAUUUAAUCUGGGGCCCUGGAAGGUGGGACAAGCAGAAAUGAGAUACAAAAAGACACCCACUCAGAUUCCAGAGAAUUUACAGACAGUUCUAGCAGAAUUUAUUAAAACAGGUUGAACCACCAAACCAUUGAAACCACACCAAAUUGAAUUCUAUAAAACAAUAACCCCAGAUAUGUUUUCUCAAAAACGAUGUUCAUAAAUAUUUAAACAAAUUAAAGACAAUGUUACAAAUUUUCUAUUAAAUUCCCUGAGUGCUAAAACCACCUGGCAAUGAUAUUAUAUCAUUAAAUCUUCAUAAAAUUA
This is a messenger RNA of Balaenoptera acutorostrata (minke whale), 1429 nucleotides long. RefSeq names its product C1q and TNF related 7 (gene C1QTNF7). Gene Ontology annotation, molecular function: protein binding. The coding region runs from base 178 to 1077 and encodes 299 amino acids. The transcript is spliced from 3 exons. Lineage: Eukaryota; Metazoa; Chordata; Mammalia; Artiodactyla; Balaenopteridae. The record is from RefSeq and is a predicted model, not a curated record.